CGGGCCAGGAAGUUUCAGCACUUCGAGGCGUUUCGCCUCCUGGCCCAGUACUUUGAAUACCGCCAGCAGAACCUGGACAUGUUCAAGAGCUUCAAGGCCACAGACCCGGGCAUCAAGCAGGCGCUGAAGGAUGGCUUCCCCGGCGGGCUGGCCAACCUGGACCACUCCGGCAGGAAGAUCCUUGUCCUUUUUGCUGCCAACUGGGACCAGAGCAGGUACACACUGGUGGAUAUUUUGCGCGCCAUACUUCUUUCUUUAGAAGCCAUGAUAGAAGACCCUGAGCUUCAAGUGAACGGAUUUGUUUUGAUUAUAGACUGGAGCAACUUCACCUUCAAGCAGGCCUCCAAGCUCACACCAAGCAUGCUUAGAUUAGCCAUAGAGGGCCUUCAG
Molecule: messenger RNA, 390 nt
Organism: Pterocles gutturalis (yellow-throated sandgrouse)
Lineage: Eukaryota; Metazoa; Chordata; Aves; Pterocliformes; Pteroclidae
Product: clavesin-2
Exons: 2
Cellular component (GO): membrane
Molecular function (GO): phosphatidylinositol bisphosphate binding
Source: RefSeq, a predicted model, not a curated record